Gastrolobium bilobum is the source of this 2445-nucleotide messenger RNA. RefSeq lists its product as uncharacterized. The transcript is spliced from 2 exons. The coding region runs from base 1 to 2445 and encodes 814 amino acids. The record is from RefSeq and is a predicted model, not a curated record. Lineage: Eukaryota; Viridiplantae; Streptophyta; Magnoliopsida; Fabales; Fabaceae.
AUGACGAGGAUUCAAGAAUUAUCGGAGGAGUUGCAUUCACUUCAGCAACGAGUGGACUCGAACUUGGAGGAACUUCGCAUGCAAGCGACAGUUCAGGCUAAUGAAACCAGGAACCAGUUUUCCUUACUGGUUUUACAGAUGCAACAAUUGCAGGAAACGAUUAUGGCUAAUCAAACGCCUAAGCAUGGUAAUUCACACAGCAAUAAUUCUCUUGUUUCGCACAAUUACACCAAAUCAGAUUCCAUAGAUCAUCGUUCCUUACUCAAGGGGGUUCGCAUGGAGAUACCGAUUUUCAAUGGUACUGAUCCUAACAACUGGAUUUUUAAAGCAGAGUUGUUCUUUACUCUUCAGUUGAUUCCCGAGGAAACAAAGGUUGCUUUGGCUGGGUUGAAGAUGGAAGGCAUGGUUGCCUCUUGGUUUCAAUGGACUUUCAACAAUGGUAAGGCUCGUGCAUGGUCUUAUUUUGUUUCUGCUCUUCGCCAGCAUUUUGGCAUGUCUGGCUUUACAAAUUUAAAAGGAGCUUUAUCCAAAUUGACUCAAACAUCUUCCCUACGUGCAUAUAUUCAACAAUUUGAGGCAUUGGUUAAUCAAAUUCCUGAACUAGAUGAUGAUCUUUUAAUGAACUUUUUUGUUUCGGGUCUCCAAUCUGAAUUACGUAGUGCGGUCCAAUUAAAGGAACCUAUAUCCUUAGACCAAGCCAUUCAGCUGGCUAUGGCUUAUGAUGAUCAUUUUACUGAUCUCAAAACUUCGUUCCAAGGUGCACCUAAGAAAUUUUUUCAGAAACCUGUGUCUGGCUUAGAUAGCUCUUCUGUGUUGCCCAAUAAUUCCAUCCCUCAUUCUGGAAUUUCGAAUACACAGAGAUUGGCCUUACCAGCUCCUACCCCAAUGAAACGUGUGUUGAAUGCUGAUUUACACAAGAGGAGAGAAUUGGGCCUUUGCUAUACAUGUGAUGAGAAAUGGAAUUCUAAGCACAUUUGCAAGAAUAAAUUGAUGUUAUUGUUUGGUGAGGAUGAUGUUGUUGAUCAGGCAGUAGAGGAGGAACAAAUUGUUUGGCAAGUUGAUAACUCUGUUGGAGAAGCAAAGGAUGCUUCACUUCAUACCUUGAGGGAUACUACUCACUACCGUGCCUUGAUGUUUAGUUCAACAUUUGCAGGUAUGGAUUUCUCUAUUUUAGUUGACUCAGGGAGCACCCAUAAUUUCAUACAACAUCAGUUAGCUGUGAAACUAGCCUUGCCUAUAUCACAUUCUCACCGAAUUCGUGUGUUUCUGGGUAAUGGGGAUGUUAUGCAUUCUGAUAAAAAAUGUCUCAAGGUACCAUUACUGAUUCAAGGUCAUAAGUUUGUCUGUGAUCUGUGGGUUCUGGAUUUAUCUGAUAUAGACAUCAUUUUGGGUAUGCCAUGGCUGGAACGGCUGGGAAAGGUUACUCAUGAUUAUAUCAGUAAGUCAAUGGAGUUUUGGUGGGAAGAAAAUUCAAUUGUCUUGCAAGGUCAUAAUCCCACUGAUGUCUCUGCUAAAUUGAAUACAAUUCUGUCCCAAGAGUGGGCUGGCUGUCAUGCCUUACAAACAGAAUCAGAUUCUUCUAUACAGGUUACAAUACUACCUGAGUUACUCAAAAUGCAAUCUGAUCUCCAUCCCCUUCUUUGGCCUAUAUUUUUGAAAUUUCAGCAGGUAUUUGCACUUCCUAGUGGAUUGCCACCUUUUAGAGGAUUGGAUCAUUCCAUCCACUUAGAGCCAGGUACCAAACCUGUUAAUGUUAAACCAUACAGAUAUGGUCAUGGUCAAAAAUCUGAAAUUGAAAAACAGGUCUUUGAGCUUCUAGCUUCGGGUUUCAUCCAACAUUCUCAUAGUCCAUUCUCUUCACCAGUCUUGUUAGUGAGAAAACAAGACAACUCUUGGAGGCUUUGCAUUGAUUAUAGAGCUCUUAAUGCAGUCACCAUUAAAGAUCGAUUCCCUAUUCCUACUAUUGAUGAAUUGUUGGAUGAGCUAGGGGGUUCUACUAUUUUUUCUAAAUUGGAUUUAAGAGCGGGAUACCACCAAAUUAGGAUGUUGCCUGCUGACACUCAUAAGAUAGCAUUCAGGACACAUGAUGGUCAUUUUGAAUUCUUGGUCAUGCCAUUUGUCUUCAGUAAAACUAUUGAGGAGCAUGUUCAGCAUUUGGAACUAGCUCUCCUUACUUUACAGCAGUAUGCUUUUGUGGUUAAGUUGUCUAAAUGUGCUUUCGGACAGAGGUCUAUCGAAUAUUUGGGCCAUGUGGUCACUGAUAGUGGGGUUAUUGCUGAUCCUAGGAAGAUUUCAGCCAUGCUUCAAUGGCCUACUCCCAAAACUAUUAAGCAAUUGAGGGGCUUCUUGGGGCUAACUGGUUAUUACAGAAGAUUUGUGAAAGGUUAUGCUUCCUUAGCUCUUCCCUUAACAAAUCUAUUAAAAGGAUCAUCUGUUUUCCAAUGA